Molecule: messenger RNA, 1092 nt
Organism: Scedosporium apiospermum
Lineage: Eukaryota; Fungi; Ascomycota; Sordariomycetes; Microascales; Microascaceae
Exons: 4
Coding region: 1-1092 (363 amino acids)
Biological process (GO): L-threonine biosynthetic process
Molecular function (GO): NADP binding; NAD binding; aspartate-semialdehyde dehydrogenase (NADP+) activity
Source: RefSeq, a predicted model, not a curated record
AUGGCGACCCAAUUUCCCACCAAAAAGUGCGGUGUCCUCGGCUGCACUGGCUCCGUCGGCCAGCGCUUCAUCCUCCUCCUCUCGAAACACCCCUACCUCAAGCUCCACGCCCUCGGCGCCUCCUCGCGGUCCGCCGGCAAGAAAUACAAGGAUGCCGUGCGGUGGAAGCAAGCCUCGCCCAUCGGCGACGCGGGCGAGAUCGUCGUGAGGGAGUGCAAGGCCUCCGAGUUUGCUGAUUGCGAUGUCAUCUUCAGCGGCCUAGACGCAGACGUUGCCGGCGAGAUAGAAACCGAAUUCCAAAACGCCGGCCUCGCAGUCUUCUCCAACUCCAAAAACCACCGCCAAGACCCCGACGUGCCCCUCGUCAUCCCCACCGUCAACCUCAACCACCUCGACCUCAUCCCCCACCAGCGCAAGACCCGCUCCCUCACCAAGGGCCUCCUCGUCUGCAACUCCAACUGCGCCGUCGUAGGCGUAGCCGUGCCCUUCGCCGCCCUGCAAGCCGCCUUCGGCCCCAUCGACUUCGCCUCCGUCGUCACGAUGCAGGCCGUCUCCGGAGCCGGAUACCCGGGCGUCAGCUCCAUGGACAUCCUCGAUAACGUCGUGCCCUUCAUCUCGGGCGAGGAGGAUAAGCUCGAGAACGAGGCGCGCAAGAUCUUGGGUACCUUGACGGGGGAUGCUACGGUGCUGGAGGAGCAGAGCGCGCUGCGCAUCUCGGCUUCGUGUAAUCGCGUGGCCGUCAUGGAUGGACAUACGGCUUGCGUCUCGCUCAAGUUUGUGAGGCAGCCGCCGCCGUCGCCGGAGGAGUGUGUUGAGGUGCUGAGGAAGUAUACUUCGGAGGCGAAUGCGCUGGGGUGUCCGUCGGCGCCGAACCCGCCUAUUAAGGUGUUUGAUGAGCCGGAUAGGCCACAGCCUAGGUUGGAUAGGGAUUUGGAGAAUGGGUAUACGGUUAGUGUGGGGAGGGUGAGGGGGGAUGAGGCUGGGAUUUUUGAUCUCAAGUUUGUGUCUUUGAGCCACAACACCGUUAUCGGAGCUGCUGGCGGAUCCAUUGUCAACGCGGAAGCUGCCAUCCUCAAGGGCUAUAUUCAGUAA